AUGUCGACUGUCAUGCAGCGAUUCGUAGAGAAUAUGGUCAAUCGAAUCAGAGCUCUUCGCAAGAAUCGCGGCAUGCCUCCACCGGCUGUUCUAACCAGCAAGAAGCUGGACUCCUCGGAUUCCUCCAGGCCCGCCUCGGAUCAUGACAGCCAGGAGGACCCUCGAUACGAUGCCUGUGUUGUGCUGGCCGACCGCAACAUUCCUUAUUGCAUUUUCUGCGAAGAUGCACUCGCUUAUCAUGGGGUACCAACAGCUGUCUUCGACUUAUACCUGCUGGUUCACGAUGUCCACCUCGCAGGCUCCGAACUCCUCGCAGCGGGAUAUUCAAAACAAACUGAACCAUCAGAACUUGUACGGGUACCUGAAUUCAGCGAAAGAUACGUCCUUGACUCGGAAUCGAUAGCUGCCUCAGAUGAGGAAACACAAAAUUUGCCACAGACCGGCAUUGUCUUGCUAAGCGCCUCCGACUGGCAUUACGACCUCGCCGAAUCCGUCGAAGCGAUGACGGAAUGGUUUGCACCGCUUGCGAAGGCUCUUGACAGUAUGAUGAGCAGAUGGGCAGAUCUCACGUCCGUCCGACUCCGAGGCCGCCUGGCGAUCCUCAUCAGCUAUUGCUAUCUUUAUGUCGAGGACGUGAAGACGAAAGACUACGCGAAGAAUCUUGACAAGGAAAAUCGACAGCUGCAUUUUGAUGAAGUAGCGGAGACUUGCACAGCCGACCUUGGAACGGCGAAGUGUCAGGAGCACUACCGGAUGGUACGAGAUCAGAUUCGACGGGGCGAGCACGACCCGACUGGACCAUCAGGUGUCGAACUGUUCCCUAGGAGACCAGCCAAGUGGCCUGUGAAGAUGCCCAUUGCGGGCGCCUGA
Lecanosticta acicola is the source of this 870-nucleotide messenger RNA. The record is from the annotation of a GenBank genome assembly. Lineage: Eukaryota; Fungi; Ascomycota; Dothideomycetes; Mycosphaerellales; Mycosphaerellaceae.